AUGUCCGCCACCUUCAAAUCCAUCAAAUCCCUCCAACCUCUCCUCGAUCGAGUAUUGGUCCAGCGAUUCAAGGCCGAGACUAAAACCGCUACCGGUAUUUUCCUCCCUUCAUCAGCCACCCAAUCACCCCUCCCCGAAGCUACUGUCAUUGCAGUUGGUCCAGGUGCUCCCAACAAAGAGGGAGUAGUAAACCCAGUUAGCGUAAAGGUCGGUGAUAGAGUCUUGUUGCCUGGUUGGGGCGGAAGUCCCAUCAAGGUAGGAGAGGAGGAAUACCACCUUUUCAAAGAUGCUGAGAUCCUCGCCAAGAUCAACGAGUAA
This is a messenger RNA of Kwoniella botswanensis, 318 nucleotides long. RefSeq lists its product as uncharacterized. NCBI's taxonomy places the organism in Eukaryota, Fungi, Basidiomycota, Tremellomycetes, Tremellales, Cryptococcaceae. Gene Ontology annotation, molecular function: ATP binding; protein folding chaperone; protein-folding chaperone binding. Bases 1 to 318 code for a protein of 105 amino acids. Gene Ontology annotation, cellular component: mitochondrial matrix. The record is from RefSeq and is a predicted model, not a curated record. The transcript has 4 exons.